AUGGAAACUCUCACAGCUUGCGCUGAUUACUGCAUAAUGGCUGCUGGGAACAGAAGAAAAAAGGAUCCUCUCUGUCGUUCUUUCACCUAUAAUAUUCCACGAAAAACAUGUCGCCUAUAUGAUCAUGAUGGAAUGAAGAGCACCGCUACCAUUGAAACGGAAAGAUCAAGUAUACCUUAUUGGAAUCGUAAUAUUCCGAAAGAAAUAGUCGAUGCACCCAGUAGAAACCUUCAAGUUCUUCAGAAGAAGGCAACAAAAGAACUUAAUACGAUAGAAAAGAGCACUGAAGAAGUAAUUACUAGCGAAAGUUGUCUUACGAAUAAUGCUUACUAUGUUGUGAUUGGAAAUGAAAUUGUUAGACCAAUUUCGAAUGGAGGUGAAGUAAAGGUAUACAACGAUGUCGAUCAGGGAAACUGCGCCAAUUUUUGCAGCAAUAAUCAGGGACCAGAUCAGGAACAACUCAUCUGCAAUUCUCUCAACUACUUCCCAAUUUCUCGAAAAUGUGAGCUGUAUAGUAUUCUGGCUGAACCGCAUGGUCCUGGAAGUUUGGUCGAGAACCAAGAUGUGAUUUACGCUGAGAAGUUUUGUUUACCAGAAACAACACAAAGGUGUCAAAAUGACGAAAUUUUCAUUCUUCACGUCCAAAAGAGUUUAUCUGGUAUCCCAAUCCAUCAGACAACGUCAAACAGCAUCACAUCGUGCCUGCGGUCUUGUCUCAACGCUUAUGCUUGCAAGACAGCUGUGUUCGAUUCCACAAAACAGCAAUGCCAUUUAUACAAGGAGGGCGUCUCAGCCUCUGAUAGAGAUGUCGUUGACACUCCCCCAGGUUUCGUGAUGAUUGAGAAUGGCUGUGCCGAACGUGGGGGAUCGGGAAGCAAAGCUCGAGCUGCUAAAACUUUAGAGACAGACACAUCCUCUGAAUGGUCGGGCUGUAAUUUCCGUAUUAAUGGAGUAAGAGUCAAGGCCGCAUUUACGAUCGACUUCCCAUUAAUUGGCAUUGUCUCCGUUUUUGUUCCCUGA
Strongylus vulgaris is the source of this 1020-nucleotide messenger RNA. The record is from the annotation of a GenBank genome assembly. NCBI's taxonomy places the organism in Eukaryota, Metazoa, Nematoda, Chromadorea, Rhabditida, Strongylidae.